CACAGUAUUCAUAUCUGGGACCUAUCAGCUACAGAGAAAAAUACCCCUACCAACUGCCGGAGCAGUACAGGAGCCAUGGCGUACUACUCCACAAGGCUGAAGACCAGACAAACUUAUUCGUGGGUUGGCAGGCCACUGUUGGAUCGAAAACUGCAUUACCAAACAUACAAAGAAAUGUGUGUAAAAAUAGAAGGCUGUUCGACUGAGACGCACAUCCAAGUUGGACAGUUUGUAUUGAUUGAAGGGGAUGAUGAUGAAAACCCAUAUGUUGCUAAAUUGAUUGGGUUGUUUGAAGAUGAUUCUGACCCUUAUUCUAAGAAACGUGCUCAAGUGCAGUGGUUUAUCCGAUUCUGUGAAAUCCCUGUCUGUAAACAGCAUCUGUUGGGCCGGAAACCUGCUGCACAGGAGAUAUUCUGGUAUGAUUACCCUGCCUGCAAUGACAAAAUUAAUGCCGAGACCAUCAUUGGCCCUGUUCGGGUAAUAGCUUUAGCCCCAGAUGAAGUGGUACCUAUGCACCUGAAAAAUGAGAAGACACUCUUUGUGAAACAAUCCUGGAAUGAAAAGAAGUUCAGACCGCUGUCCCCAGAGCUAUUUGCAGAGUUAGAUAAACUACAAGAGGGCAGCCCCAAGUGCCAGAAGCCCAAGGGAGCCAAGACUAAGAGCCUACGAAACCCUUCUUGGACCACCGUGGAACAUGCGGUCAAAAGGAUUGAAUCAAGGCAUUCUGCCUCCAAAUCUCACCAAACUCCUACCCAUCCCAUCACCCCAAGGGCAAGAAAGAGGCUGGAGCUUGGCAACUUAGGUUCUCCUAGGACACCUAUUGUAAGGAUGUCCCAGCAGACUUCAUGUGCCUCCUUGGAUUCUCCAGGAAGAACUAAACGGAAAGUGGCCUUCUCUGAGGUCACCUCACCUUCUAAGAGGGCUCACUCUGACAGAACUGAGACCUUGUCUCCAGCACUGAAAGCCCCAGAGAAAACCGCGGUGGUUCGACUCUCUUGUACCAAGGAUGAUAAUGCGGCUACACCUGAAUGUCACGUGAUCCUGAGAACCCGAAUCCCAGCUUUGAAAACCACAGAGAUGUGUGAAGAGAGAAGACUUAGCCCUAUGAGGCGGGGACGGAGGUCCUCAGUGGUGCCUUCUGUGGUUCUGAAACCAGAAAACAUCAAAAACAGGCAGGCAAAAGAACCACAAGCUCAGAAUGAAGCUGCCUCUACUUCCCAUCGUAUCUGCAGAAAGAGUUCUCUCUUGACUUUGAAUCGUAUUAAGCAGCAGCUUCGGUUUCUAGGUGAUAAUAAAAGAGACCAAGAAGAGGAAGAGUUUCUACUAGCAGCAGCAGAUAUUUCAGACUCUAGCAGUGAGGAGGAAGAGGCUUCCACACUACCCCUUUCAAGGAGAACACGCAGAAGUAUGUCCAGAAUCCUACAAUCUUCCUUGAAGUCAUCCUUGCAGGCCCCCUCCAAGACACCAAAGAAAACUCCCAAGCCUAGAACACCAUGUCGUGCCACUCCCCAGAUCCGCAGCCGGAACCCAGCUGCCCAGGAGCCAGCCAGUGUGCUGGAGGAGGCCCGGCUGAGGCUACAUGUUUCUGCUAUACCUGAGUCUCUUCCCUGUCGGGAGCAGGAAUUUCAAGAUAUCUACAACUUUGUGGAAAGCAAACUCCUUGACCGUACUGGAGGGUGCAUGUACAUCUCCGGUGUCCCUGGGACAGGGAAGACUGCCACUGUGCAUGAGGUGAUACGCUGUCUGCAGCAGGCAGCCCAAGCAAGUCAUGUUCCUCCCUUUCAAUACAUUGAGGUCAAUGGCAUGAAGCUGACGGAGCCCCACCAAGUCUAUGUGCAAAUCUUGCAGAAGCUAACAGGCCAAAAGGCAACAGCUAACCACGCGGCAGAACUUCUGGCAAAGCGAUUCCGCGCCCAAGGGUCCCCUCAAGAGACCACUGUCCUGCUUGUGGAUGAGCUCGACCUUCUGUGGACUCACAAACAAGAUGUAAUGUACAAUCUCUUUGACUGGCCCACUCACAAGGAGGCCCGGCUUGUGGUCCUGACCAUUGCCAACACAAUGGACCUGCCCGAGCGAAUCAUGAUGAACCGGGUGUCAAGCCGACUGGGUCUGACCAGGAUGUCCUUCCAGCCCUAUACCCACAGCCAGCUGCAGCAGAUCCUAGGGUCCCGACUCAAACAUUUAAAGGCCUUUGAAGAUGAUGCCAUCCAGUUGGUAGCCAGAAAGGUAGCAGCCCUCUCUGGAGACGCACGACGCUGCCUGGACGUUUGCAGGCGUGCCACAGAAAUCUGCGAGUUCUCCCACCAGAAGCCUGAUUCCCCUGGCCUGGUCACUGUAGCCCACUUAAUGGAAGCUGUGGAUGAGAUGUUUUCAUCGUCAUACAUCACUGCCAUCAAAAAUGCCUCCAUUCUGGAACAGGGCUUCCUGAGAGCCAUCCUUGCAGAGUUCCGUCGAUCGGGACUGGAGGAAGCAACAUUUCAACAGAUAUACAGCCAACAUGUGGCACUGUGCAGAAUGGAGGGACUGCCAUACCCCACCAUGUCAGAGACCAUGGCUGUGUGUUCUCGCCUGGGGUCCUGCCGCCUCCUCCUCAUGGAGCCCAGCAGGAACGACCUGCUCCUUCGUGUGCGGCUCAAUGUCAGCCAGGAUGAUGUGCUGUAUGCCCUGAAAGAAGAGUGA
Cynocephalus volans (Philippine flying lemur) is the source of this 2679-nucleotide messenger RNA. RefSeq names its product origin recognition complex subunit 1 (gene ORC1). The record is from RefSeq and is a predicted model, not a curated record. Gene Ontology annotation, cellular component: nuclear origin of replication recognition complex. The transcript has 17 exons. Bases 76 to 2679 code for a protein of 867 amino acids. NCBI's taxonomy places the organism in Eukaryota, Metazoa, Chordata, Mammalia, Dermoptera, Cynocephalidae. Gene Ontology annotation, molecular function: ATP binding; chromatin binding; DNA replication origin binding. Gene Ontology annotation, biological process: mitotic DNA replication checkpoint signaling; DNA replication initiation.